AAAGACAAAAUGAGAAACAGUCACACUUACCUUGCAUUUCUUUUGUGCCACAUAAUUGUAGUAUAUAAUUCGACAAAGCCGACAAACUAUGUAGAAUGGAAACUCUUAAUUAUUACGGGCGAAUUCGCUGCAGCGACAUUACAACACGGACCAAAAUGGCGUAAGCACCCUCUAACUAUCGUCGCUGCUAUUGGUUGGUUGACUUUGUUGGAGCGUUUCUAUUGGCGAUUGUUUGCUUUAUUCUGAUAGACACGUAUCCGGUCAUAGCUCACGAGUGAAACGUAAAGAAAGUCUGUCAUCCAUCAAUUUCACUUUCUUUAUGCGUGUCGUGUUGACACAGUGAGGCCACGAUGGCUGACUGUGCUACAGUUGACGUGAGUAGUCAGCUCCCUGGACGGGAGGAACAACGAGGAGAAGACUGUGGGAGAGGCCCAGACAAGGAGGAAGGAGGUGGUCUGACGGACGCCAAGAGAGAAGUGUUGGAGAGAUGUCUUCAUGCCCUCAAACACGCUCAGAACGACAGCCACACGUUGGCUGCACUUCUCUUGAUCACACGUUUGUGCCCUGCUAGCCAACUGGACAAACCCACCUUGAGGCGCAUCUUUGAGGCUGUGGGUCUCAACCUUCCAGCUCGGUUGUUGGUGACCGCAGUGAGGGGAAGUGGGGAACCCGGCUUGCCCCCACACGAGCUCCUUUCAUUGGGUACGGCUCUGUUGUCUGCCCUAAGCACAGAUUCAGACAUGGCCUCACAGCCUCAGCUGCUCGCUACAGUCCCACUGCUGCUGGAAAUCCUAGCACAUGGUCCCAUGAACGGAGAGCUGGCACAGAACCGAGAUGGCGAGAUGGAAAAGGGUCCACAAAGUAAUCCUUGCAAUGAGAAUAAGCAAAAGUGUAAUGGUGACGAUGCAGCAAAUGCACCUCAAGUCAGCUCACCACCUGCAAAGCUUGACGAAGCCAUGGCUUCCGACUGCUACCAGGUGCUGACAGCUGUGCAUGCCCUACCCAGAGGUCCUGACCAGCUGUUGAGUCGGGGUGCUAUUCCUGCUCUCUGCCAGGCCGUGGACCAGAACCAGACCUUCAGCCAGAAGCUGGGAAUUCCCCUGCUUGUUUGCCUACUGUCUGGUAAAACCAAAGACAAAGCGUGGAGCAAACACUCACCCGAACUGUUGACUCUGCUGGUGACAAUGUCCAAAGAUUUCUGCACCGCCACAGGCCAGACCAGGCUGGAUAUGUGCUCCCAGUUGGUCCAUUUUCUACCCCCAGUGGGGGAAACAAUAGAAAGGGAGACACUGAGGGAAGUGGUACGCCGAGUGUGGGGGGAAUUGCAACCAAUGAUGCAGGCCAAAAUGACACCAAGACAGAUCGGGCCAGUUUUGGUCCUCAGUGCUUGUCUACUUGAUUUGUACGGAUGGGAGCUGGCCGGACCGCCAAAGUUCUGCUGCUUACUGGUGAAUCGGGCGUGUGUGGAGGUCAGGAUGGGUUUGGAGGAACCACCCGGCAACGAUCUGAGCCGAGAGCUGCAGGACACACUCACAGGUUGUUACCGGAUCAUGGAGGCCGCCAUCGAGCAGGCCUGCAGCCCAUCUGUCACGCCCGCGGCCGCACCGGCUCAGGGUGCUGUCUCCAGCCUCAGUCUCCAGCAGAGCAGGCAGGUCCUCGGCGUGCUGGAGGAGGCCUUCUCGGCUUUAAUGUACCACCUGCAGCAGGUGGACCCUAGCCGCUACAGCGAGCCGUUUAUUUUCGCCACAUUCCGCUGCCUGUGCUCAUGGCUGGCUGAGGAGACUUCCUGUCUGAAGGAGGAAGUGACCAAGGUGCUGCCAGUCCUCAUAGACUACUCAAGGAGCCACCUGCUGGCCGAGAGCUCUGAGCGGGGCCUCUCCGACUGGAUGGACGAGAUGUCUGUUGCUGAUGCGAGCGGGGUGUGGACGGGCAAAGAGGCACUUAGGUACCUCCUGCCAGCUCUGUGUCACCUGUCUGCCGAGGAAGGUCCCCGUAAGGUGCUGCUCACCCUCGACACGCCAGCCUUGCUGGUGCACUACCUGUCGCACGGUUUCAGUUCCUUGAAGGGGAAAAAUGCAGCGUCCUCAGCAAGGGAUCCCAGCAUGGAGACAGCCUGCUCGGCCCUCCUUAAUUUUGCCGUCACUGAACCUGAAAGAGUCAGGAAGGACCAAUCUUUCAGAAUGCUGGAGAAGCACUUAAGUGAAGCACUUCCUGUUUUGGUGCAUAAACAGAGCCUCCUCGUCCUUGCAGCUAAUUACUGCACUUUGGGUUUGAUGAUUGGCAGGCUGAAAUCAGGUUUGACAGGUUCAGCUGAAGUCGAUCAGAGGCGCUUCUUCUCCACUGCCCUCCGCUUCCUCUACAGCGCUUUGGACUCCGAUCCUAGCCCAGGACCAGCCAAGGUGAGCCCCGCCUGGGAGGACAGCUGGGAUGAGGUCGCAGAGCUCUGGAGGUUGGGUGUGCAGGCGCUGGGGGGCUGCGUGCACGCUCAGCCUUGGAUCACGGCGCUGGUCCGAGAGGAAGGCUGGCUGAGAAACACGCUGGGCAUGCUGGGGCCGUGUAGCGCGCUGCCGGACCAGCACACGCAGGAGGUGCUGGAGGAGGCGCUGUGUGCUGUGGCGGACCGGUGCUCGCUCUCCAAGCAGGACAUUAGUGAUGCAAUGAGGAUGUAUGAUAAAGGAGCUUUGAGCUGCAUGAGGAACCUGAAGAAGGCUGUGGGAGUAAAAUGAAUGGGGAAAAAAAUUAAUUUUUAAAAGAAAGUAAUUACUCAAUCCAAGGUCCAGCGGUCUGAUAUGGAUAAGUGUUCAUAACACACAUCUUGUAACUGAACGACAUUAAAUAAAGGAUUAUUUUCUUAUGUAACAUAAACCCUUGGUACUUGUUUUGCUUCACGUCAUUUGCUUAUGUUUUUUCCCCCAAACAAUUACAUUAAAGUACAUCACAAGCACAAUUCAACAUGGCCAAAAAGGAGUUGGAAGAAGCAGGGCUUAGUUAAUCCUCCAUACCUCUUCUCCACGUGCCAGCAAUUACUGAUAAUUUCAUCACUUCCAGU
Messenger RNA from Dunckerocampus dactyliophorus (ringed pipefish), 3049 nucleotides. It is a transcript of the gene ncdn, whose product is annotated as neurochondrin. The transcript is spliced from 8 exons. The record is from RefSeq and is a predicted model, not a curated record. The coding region runs from base 351 to 2726 and encodes 791 amino acids. Lineage: Eukaryota; Metazoa; Chordata; Actinopteri; Syngnathiformes; Syngnathidae. Gene Ontology annotation, biological process: regulation of neuronal synaptic plasticity; neuron projection development. Gene Ontology annotation, cellular component: dendrite.